AUGGCAUGGAAGACCCUUAAGCAACAGGAGGAUGUUUUCUCCAGUCAUACCAUCACGGAGGCCAUCUGGAUCAUUACAUAUGAUACGGCCUCUGUUGUUCAUGGGUUGCUCAAGCAGCUCUACUUAGCUUCGAUGACGAAAAAUUCAGUGAACAUUGCAGAGUUGGCCUUCAUGGCCUCAGGCAACAUUGAAAUGUUUGUCGCAGGCACAGAGACUACGUCAAGCACUUUUGAGUGGGGUAUGGCAGAGAUCCUAAGAAAACCUGAUGCAUACAAGAAAAUAGUUAUGGAGUUGGACCAAGUGGUUGGGAAGGAUCAGUUUGUUGAAGAAAGUGACAUCUCCAAUCUACCCUACCUUCCAGCAGCAGUGAAAGAAGUUUUCUGGCUCCACCCUGCCAUCCCACUGCUCGUUCCUCGUAGCACGAAUGAGGCAUGUGAGGUUUCCGGUUACCAUAUUCGUAAGGGCUGCAUUGUGUUGGUGAAUGUUUGGGGGAUGGCUAGGGAUCCCAGUGUUUGGGAAGACCCUUAUGAGUUUAAACCCGAAAGGUUUCUUGGGUCAAACAUAGAUGUGAAAGGCCAUGAUUUUAACCUCAUUCCAUUUGGGAGUGGGAAUAGGUCUCGCAUCGGAUUGCCCCUUGGCCAUCACAUGGUGCACUUUUACUUAGCAGCCCUGAUUCAUGCUUUUGAAUGGGAAUUCCCUGAUGACAUUUUGGACAAUGUAGAAGAGAGAAUGGGGCUUACAAUUCAAAAAGGAAAGACUCUCGUUGGCCUUCCUAAACCUAGAUUGUCAGAUUCUGCUUACCUCCACUGA
Molecule: messenger RNA, 810 nt
Organism: Prunus avium (sweet cherry)
Lineage: Eukaryota; Viridiplantae; Streptophyta; Magnoliopsida; Rosales; Rosaceae
Source: RefSeq, a predicted model, not a curated record